UACAACCUGAAGAUAACAAAAAUAAUAAACUCCCACCAUGAGGAGACUAACCAGGAAGAAGGCUCUGACUCUGGUGAAGGAGCUGGACGCCUUCCCCAAAGUUCCCGACAGCUAUGUGGAGUCCACAGCCAGCGGCGGGACAGUGUCUCUGAUAGCUUUCACUCUCAUGGCCGCCCUCGCCUUCCUGGAGUUCUUCGUGUACAGGGACACAUGGAUGAAGUACGAGUAUGAGGUGGACAGAGACUACAGCAGCAAACUGAGGAUAAAUGUGGAUAUCACAGUGGCCAUGAGAUGUCAAUAUAUCGGGGCAGAUGUCUUGGAUCUGGCAGAGACCAUGGUCGCCUCUGAUGGGUUGAUAUAUGAAGCAGCCAACUUUGAGCUCUCUCCACAGCAACGAUUGUGGCACAUGACACUUCUGCACAUCCAGGAGCGUCUGAAAGUGGAGCACGCUCUGCAGGAUGUUCUCUUCAAGGCUGCGAUUAAAGGAGCGCCUCCUGCUCAGACUCAGAGUGACGACAGCUCCUCUUCCCUGAGUGCCUGCAGGAUACACGGACACGUGUACGUCAACAAGGUGGCGGGAAAUUUCCACAUUACUGUUGGCAAGUCCAUCCCACAUCCCAGAGGCCACGCUCACCUCGCUGCUCUAGUCAGCCACGACACGUACAACUUUUCCCACCGGAUUGACCACCUGUCCUUUGGAGAAGCGGUGCCCGGUCUUAUCAGCCCUCUGGACGGCACAGAGAAGGUCGCUGCUGAUCCAAACCACAUGUUUCAGUACUUCAUCACCAUCGUGCCCACCAAGCUGAACACCUACAAGGUCUCUGCAGAGACGCAUCAGUAUGCAGUCACUGAGCAGGACAGAGUGAUAAACCACGCUGCAGGCAGCCACGGAGUCUCAGGGAUCUUUAUGAAAUAUGAUAUCAGCUCACUAAUGGUCAAAGUCACCGAGCAGCACAUGCCUCUGUGGCAGUUUCUUGUCAGACUCUGUGGCAUCAUCGGAGGCAUCUUCUCUACGACAGGGAUGCUCCACGGUAUUGUAGGAUUCUUGGUGGAUGUGAUUUGCUGUCGUUUCCAAAUGGGAGUCUACAGCCAUCUGAAGGAGCAGCCAAACAGUGAAACAACAGAAAACCUCGCUCAGUAAUAAGAGUCCCUACAGCUCACCAUCUUGGCCUUACCCGACAGACAGCAAGAGUUGCUGGAAAACAUGUUUACACAUUGUUUUUAUUAUUGAACAUGUCCCUGCUUUGUUCAGAAAUGUGUAAAUAUGAGAAUGACUUUUUUUUAAAAAUAAAUGUUAUUGGGUGGGUGUAAGAUUGAGACAUGGAUGUCCAUCCACCUGUGAAGGGUUGUAAUCAAUACCUCCACUAAUGAUCCGUCACUGGAAAGCUGUGCCAGGAGGACUGAACAGCAGGCAGAACACAAAUUAUUUACAUCAUUAUUGUAGAUCUGACUUGACUGCCUGGUGUUAGAGCUCCCACGGUGAACACACACCGAGGCGUUUCACAUAUUUUGGCUAACGAGAACUUUUCUCAGGGUUGAUGUGGUGAUGUGCAGCAUGACAGAUCCAGUCUGAGGGGCAUUUUGCUCUUCUUUUAUGUAGUUUGGGGACCUCAGAAAACCCAAAGCAUUGUUCUGCCCCAGCGUCAAGCUUAAAAGAAGGCCAAAUUGGCUAUAACAAAGGAGGAACCAUGUGUGUAUGGAGUGUGUUCUGGGUCUUUAAUUGUGAGGAGAGACUGGAAGGAUUUUUAAAUUGUGCCUCUGUGUAAAUGAUUGUUAAAAAUAUGAGGCUGAUUUGUUGAAUAAAAUUCCCUUUCAACUUGA
Messenger RNA from Acanthopagrus latus (yellowfin seabream), 1821 nucleotides. RefSeq names its product endoplasmic reticulum-Golgi intermediate compartment protein 2-like. Gene Ontology annotation, biological process: retrograde vesicle-mediated transport, Golgi to endoplasmic reticulum; endoplasmic reticulum to Golgi vesicle-mediated transport. Lineage: Eukaryota; Metazoa; Chordata; Actinopteri; Spariformes; Sparidae. Gene Ontology annotation, cellular component: COPII-coated ER to Golgi transport vesicle; membrane; endoplasmic reticulum. The transcript is spliced from 13 exons. Bases 38 to 1141 code for a protein of 367 amino acids. The record is from RefSeq and is a predicted model, not a curated record.